Molecule: messenger RNA, 516 nt
Organism: Rhipicephalus sanguineus (brown dog tick)
Lineage: Eukaryota; Metazoa; Arthropoda; Arachnida; Ixodida; Ixodidae
Exons: 3
Coding region: 1-516 (171 amino acids)
Source: RefSeq, a predicted model, not a curated record
AUGGUCCACAGUGACAUCGAAGAGGAGGACUCCAGUGAUGACGAGCAGAACGAUGGCUUCCAAGAGAGGCUGAUCAUGUCUGUGGCCCUGUUGACGGCCGUGUCCCUGAUCAGUGCCACCGUGAUGGCAGUGGUGCAGCUGCUGCAGCUCGAGGAGCGCAAGCCCGGAGCCGAGGCGCGAGCGAACGCAACCACGGACGUCUCCGACUGGACUCUGGCGGCCGCUGCGUCUCCAUGGCGACCCGUGCACUACGACCUGCUGCUGCACCCUUCUAUCAAGAACAACACCUACGAGGGAUACGUGAACGCAGUCUUCGAAAUCCAGCACAACGCACGACAGGCGAGUGCCCGGGUCACAAACGGCCUUUUUUUUGCGACCGUAUGUGCGAAUAAGAAUGGCGGUGUGGGCGAGUUGGUUUACGUUCGUGGUGAAGACGAGCAGCGCGAAGCACAGAAUUGUGGAAGGACAGGCGAGGGAGGACUGAGGAAGCGAAACAGCCGUUUUGACAGCAUUUAA